Cooperia oncophora is the source of this 549-nucleotide messenger RNA. Lineage: Eukaryota; Metazoa; Nematoda; Chromadorea; Rhabditida; Trichostrongylidae. The record is from the annotation of a GenBank genome assembly.
AUCGCCGAACUUCCUUCAUACCAAUUUGCUGUGUCAUUCACGUAUAUUGUCGAUCAUCGCGAUACAGUACGUCGUUAUGGUACAACUCAGCCACCAAGCGUAGAAUACUUACCUAGAAAAUACAUUAACUAUACGGUUAAACCUGACGACACGUUGCAGGGCAUAGCUCUGAAGAAUGACUGCUCGGUAUCCUCAAUAAUUCGCGCCAACAAAUUAUGGUCAGUGGAGGCACUACACCUGAAGACGUCAAUACGGAUACCUAUAGGAAAUGAUGGCCAUAGAACCACUAGAGAAAUACGAAGUCCACGCACUGAAACACCCAAGCCUGUCGAAAAGGUGGAUGACCGUCCGCAGGAAAGUAUGAUGGAUAUUUUUAGUCGAAUUGAUGCCGCUAUAAAAACUACAUCUACAACGGUGCGCAAGCUUGAACGGGAAUCGACGUUAGAUGAAAUAGACCGAUCUCACGAUGAAUGUCGACCAAGUCGAUCAAGGAGGCAAAUUUCACUUCCAAAAAUAUUACAUAGUGAUUAUUAUAAUGAACUGUCUUAA